AUGAGGCUCCAUUCGUUUCCACUUUUACUUUCUGGUCUGAGUCUUGUAACUGGUGUCCAGUGUGCAGCCAUUGGUCAACGGAUUCUGUCUGUUGAUUCUGAUUACCGUUAUUCCCUUGAAGGGCUUGAUAAAGCUCUCCAGGAUGAUAUCAAGUUCGCAUGGAACUCAUUGGAGCAAAGCCUUGGUACACAAGCGCUCAAGAAAGCCAUCAAAGAUUAUGAAACAGGUGUCUGCCCAAUAACUAGCUCAUUACCAACUAAUAUCAAAAGCGAUUCUGACAAUGUGGAGACUAUUACACUUGAAAGCUUGCCAGAGUAUCAAUUGAGAUUGCAUACGAAAAAACGGAGCAACCCAUUGAGUCUAGGUGUGGAUACUGUUGAACAAUAUACAGGAUACUUUGAUAUCAACGAUGAUGAUAAGCAUCUUUUCUAUUGGUUCUUCGAAAGCAGAAACGAUCCUGCAACUGACCCUGUGAUUCUUUGGCUAAAUGGGGGUCCUGGCUGCAGCUCGGUGACAGGAUGUUUAUUUGAGCUUGGUCCAGCAUCACUUAACGGAACCACACUCACCCCAAUCCACAAUCCCUAUUCUUGGAAUAACAAUGCGUCGGUCAUCUUCCUUGAACAGCCUGUUGGCGUUGGCUACUCUUACAGUACUAGGUCAUCUGUUUCAAGCACCAAGGUCGCAGCUAAAGAUGUUUAUGCGUUCUUGGAGCUAUUUUUCACGAGGUUCGCGCAAUUUGUGAAUAACGACUUUCAUAUUGCUGGCGAGUCUUACGCUGGUCACUACAUUCCAAGUAUUGCAAGUGAGAUUCUUGAUCACGAAGACAAGUCAUUUAACCUCACCUCUCUUUUGAUCGGUAAUGGAAUUACUGAUCCAUUGAUCCAGUAUGGCUGGUAUGGUCCAAUGGCCUGCAAUGCAUCGUUGUCAGGCUAUAAGCAAAUUCUUUCCGAUGGUGACUGCAAAAAAAUCGACGACAUGUACUCUCGCUGCAAGAGACUGGUCAGAGCAUGUUAUAGGACUCUUUCUACUGUUACGUGCCUGCCGGCAAACCUUUACUGUGAACGUAUAUUGGAGCCAUUUGAGGAAACCGGGCUCAAUGUAUAUGAUAUUCGUGGCCCUUGUGAAACCCAAGACGGAAAUUGUUAUCUUGGAAUGGACUACAUCGACAAAUACAUGAAUCUUCCUGAAGUUAAAGAGGCAUUGGGUGCAGAAGUUGAUUCCUACAGCGGUUGCGAUGAUGACGUUUUCAGACAAUUCAUUUUGACGGGAGACGAAACCAAACCAUUUCAGCAGUAUAUAGCCCAAGUUCUAGAUGCUGGUCUCCCAGUUCUUAUUUAUGCAGGAGACAAAGACUACAUUUGCAACUGGCUUGGAAAUUUGGCCUGGACUGAAGCACUAGAUUGGAAAGAAAGCGCCUCUUACCAGAAGGCAGAAUUUAAGAACUGGUAUACGGAACUUGAAGGCCUUCCUGCAGGAGAAAUUAAAACCAAUGGACGCCUUACCUUUGCCCGGGUUUACGAUGCAGGCCAUAUGGUUCCGCACGACCAACCAGAAGCUGCUCUCGAUAUGGUUAACAGGUGGAUUGCUGGAGAUGUCUCAUACAAUCGCUGA
Messenger RNA from Ogataea angusta, 1611 nucleotides. RefSeq lists its product as uncharacterized. The coding region runs from base 1 to 1611 and encodes 536 amino acids. The record is from RefSeq and is a predicted model, not a curated record. Gene Ontology annotation, biological process: proteolysis. Gene Ontology annotation, molecular function: serine-type carboxypeptidase activity. Lineage: Eukaryota; Fungi; Ascomycota; Pichiomycetes; Pichiales; Pichiaceae. Gene Ontology annotation, cellular component: fungal-type vacuole. The transcript has a single exon.